Prosopis cineraria is the source of this 2131-nucleotide messenger RNA. RefSeq names its product transcription factor bHLH143-like. NCBI's taxonomy places the organism in Eukaryota, Viridiplantae, Streptophyta, Magnoliopsida, Fabales, Fabaceae. The record is from RefSeq and is a predicted model, not a curated record. The transcript has 2 exons. Bases 161 to 1246 code for a protein of 361 amino acids.
AGCCUGUCACGUAGAUUGAUUGAUUCAAUUCUGCAUUUCUUUCUCUUUAAGCUGGAGUUUUGCUUUUCCUUUUUAAUCCCUUGUACCUCAGAAGCGCAAUUUAAAGAAAAUCCAUAUCUGAUCACCAUAAGGUCUCCUGGUCUUUUUUUUUUUUGGUUGGAUGGUUAAGGCUGACAGCUCCUGGCCUUGUCCACGGAAUGUGGCUUGGCAAGCACCUUAUUUGAAUAGCUCCAGCACAUUGCGGGAGCCUAGGUCAUGUGGCCUUCCAGCACACCUAAACACUAGCACCUGCAACUUUCCUGGACAUAAAGCUUUUCCUGGACUCCCACUUCCUGGUUUCUUGAAUCUUGGGGCUGAGCCAACAGAGGAAUUGCGAGGAUUCCUGCAGUUUCCCAAUCAUCACCAGUCUGGAGAUAUUGAAGCAGUUUCAGAACAAUUUUUGAAAGAAAGAUAUGUUGGAGGGGCCAUGCGACAUGAUAAUCCUGCAUCUCUGCAGAAAAAGUUUCUUAUUUUUGACCAAUCUAGUGAUAGGACGAGGCUGUUCUACAGUCCAAUUUUCCCCUAUGUUCAAAGUCCAAAUGUUGCUCCCAAUAAAUUUGUUCAAUCAUCUGGUGAAAUUAAGAUGGGACAGGCAGCUAGUACAGAUGAAAAUUAUCCAAUGAAAUACAGUUUACCGGAAGACUCUAAUGAAAAUCAUAUUAUUGAUGAGGAAAGUGAACUGCAUGAAGACACGGAAGAAAUUAAUGCCUUGCUUUACUCAGAUGAAGAUGUUGAUUAUUACAGUGAUGAUGAUGAGGUUGCAAGUACAGGUUGUUCUCCACUGGCAACUAAAAGAACUUAUGUGAUGCAAGAUCAAUUUGCGAAUAUGAAGGAGGAGGUUGCAAGCUCGGUCCAGCCAACUAAAAGGCAGAAAUUAAAUGAUGAUGGGUACGAGAGAUCAUCACCAAUCAACAGUGCUAUUUCAGUAAGACUAAUUGACACAUGUGACUAUCUCAGUGAUGCAGAAUCGAAGUAUUCCACCAGCCAGGUGUAUUCUGCUAAGCCAACUAGGGGAGAAGAGAAUUCAUUGAUGGGUGAUAUUCAAUUUAAAAAGGAUAAGAUCCGUGAAUCAUUGAGACUUCUUGGGAAUCUGGUUCCUGGAGCAAAGGGAAAAGAGCCCCUGUCAGUCAUUGAUGGAACCAUUGAAUACUUGAAAUCUUUGAUGCCCCAAACUGGUACCCCUGGAUUUGGACUCUCAGACAUUUAACUGUUCGCUGCUGCUGUAGUAUGUCGGCUGUAGGAGGCUAGAAUGGUUAAUCUUGAAUCAGCAUGCUCUUUUUCUUUAUUUUAUUUUAUAAUCCUCUUUCUCGAGGUUUUAUUUGUAUGGGUGGUGAAAAGUAGCGGCAAUAAAUAGUACUGGAAAAAUGGGGAUUGGUUGUAUGGACCAGAAUUGUUGUCUCUUAACUUUUCAGAGGAUUGAAGAUCAAAGGCCAUGGAUUGAAGGGACGGGAGAAGGUGGUGGUGGGCUAUGCUGUAAAUGAGGACACUUUUUUUUCCCUCAAGUGUUGAACUUUCCUCUUGGUUGAAUGCAUGCGCGUUAGGUGACUGGGGUCCCACUUUCCACCCUCAAUUCAUUCUUGUUGUUAUGCUUUUGUUGUCCUCUCUUCCAAGCUAGCGCGCAUAUCAUGCUGGCAUAAAUUCUAAAGUACCAACAAAGUUUCACAUGUUGGAGAAGUGCUUGAAGGUGGUGCGUGGUGUUAUCAUCAAGAGUCUGUGCUGGGGCCCUCUCCUCUUCCUCUCUCUCUCUCUCUCUCUCUCUCUCAAAUGCACCAUUUGUGGUAAAAGGUUGCUUUGUUUUACAUGUUGGAAAAUGACAAGCUAUUCUAGUUUUUAGGUUGUAAUUGAGAGGUGGGUUGAUUGUUCUUGGUGUCCUUUUCUUGAUGCUGCUGUGUAUUUCAGUGUGUGUGUGUGUGGGUGAAUAAUUGGGGUGUGAUAGUGGUGUGGCAGGUUUGAAAUUUGAAUGUGUUCAGCUUUAUGACUGGCACACAGUUUGCUUUCUCAUGUUUUGUGUGUUGUGUGUUGUGUAUCUGUGGAUCAAUUCCUAUAAAUCUCGGAUUCCUCUAUUGAUUGUUUGAGGAUCUUUUAUUGUGAA